CAUGCGGUCCCGGGCGUCCUGGUGCAUCCUCGGGGUGCAGCUGCUGCUGGGACUUGGGGGAUGCUGCGAUUUCUCAGAGUCCGUCUGCGGGGCGCAGGCCCCCGGGGACAUGCUGAUAGGGGUGCUGAACCCGAACCACGCCAAAGUGGAAGACCUGCACAGCCGUUUUCACCCCGAGGCCUUCAACUGCACCAAUUUUGAUCUGACAGCGUUCGUGAGAACCUUGGCCAUUAUCCAUUCGAUCGAAAGCGUCAAUGACUUGGGCUUCCUCCCGGGAGUGCGGCUUGGGUAUGUGGCUUGUGACACCUGUGCUGACGCCACCAAAGCCCUCCAGAGCGCUCAGCAUCUUCUGUCCUCUAAUGGCUCGCUGCCUGUCCAGUGUGACUACACCGACUACAAUCCGCUGGUCAAAGCCAUCAUUGGAGGGCGAUAUUCAGAAGUGUCCAUCCCUGUGGCAAAGCUGCUGGGUCUCUACAUGGUACCCCAGGUUAGCAGCACCUCCUCGGCUCCGAUUCUGAGUGAUAAGCUGCGCUUCGCGUCCUUCCUGCGCACCAUCCCGAGUGACGUGCACCAGACCCGGGCUCUGGCCAGGCUGAUGGCGCGUUUCAGCUGGGACUGGAUCGGCGUGGUGUCCGGCGACGACGACUACGGCAAGGCGGCCCUGCAGAGCUUCCUGCAGGACGCACGGGAGGCGGGGGUGUGCACGGCCUUCCAGGAGGUCAUGCCUCACUACCUGGACCACGGGCACAGUGAGCGCCGCGUCCGCGAGGUGGCGGAUCAGAUCCGCUCCUCCAAGGCCCAGGUGGUGCUGCUCAUCCUGAAGGGGGAGCUGGUGGAGAAGCUCUUCCAGGAGAUGCUUCGCACCAACACCUCCCGCACGUGGAUCGCCAGUGACGCCUGGUCGGUCUUCCGCCCGCUGGCGAGCAUGGAAGGAAUCAACCAGGUGGGGGACAUUUUCGGCUUCAGCUUCAUCACCGGACAGAUCCCAGGGUUUGAGCAGUACCUGCAGAAGCUGCAGCCGGGCCCAGGUGCAGUGAACCACUUCAUCCGAGAGUACAAGGAGCUGAGAUUCAACUGUACCCCUGAACUCCUCCAGCACAGAGACUGCCUGGCUAAUAACCCUCCUGAGCUCUGCCCUGUGUCUGACUCUCUUAGGUUUAAAUCCCCACUAGCCUGUAGCAUCUCCAACUCCCAGCAGGCUGAUGAUGACUUCCUAGUUCACAGUGCUGACCUGACACAGGCCUACAGCGACAGGCUGUCCGUGUUUGCCAUAGCUCAUGCCUUAAAGAAACUCCUGCAGUGCAACGAGACUGUCUGUCCAGGAGACAGGAGCUUCCCGCCAUGGAAGCUCCUGCAAGAGCUUAAAAAGGUCCGUUUCAAUCUCGACAAUCAUGAGUUUUACUUUGAUGAGUCCGGCGACUUUGUGACUGGCUAUGACCUGAUAAUGUGGGGGAAGUCUGGAGGUGGGAGAGAAUUCAAAGUGGUGGGAAGCUACAGCGUGAAGGACAGUGACAUCAAGCUCAAUGAGGAUUGGUCAACCCUCGACCACAAGAUCCAGCAGUCCAGAUGCUCUGAGUCCUGUGCACCUGGCACAGUGAAGAAAGUGUCCAACAUCUCCUGCUGCUACAACUGUACUCUGUGUGAGGAGGGGACCUACUCUGGUGACUGGAACAUGCAUGACUGUCUGAAAUGUCCCAAUGGCACCUGGUCCCUGAAAGGGUGGAGCCACUGUGAGCCACGCCGGGAAACCUUCUCCCACUGGAGCCAUCCUUACUCCAUUGCGCUGGUGACUGCAGCGGGCCUGGGGAUACUGCUGCUGCUGCUGCUCCUCAUUAUCUUCCUAGUGUACCGACAAACUCCUGCUGUGAAGAUAGCUGGGGGGAGCUUGUGUUUUAUAAUGAUAGCUGGGUUGUCUGUGAGCUUUGCGAGUGUAAUGCUGUUUGUGGGAAGGCCUAAUAACCACCUCUGCCAGGCCCGCCAGGCAAUGUAUGCCUUGGGCUUCACUCUCUGUGUGUCCUGCAUCCUGGUCAAGGCAUUCCGCACCUUCCUGGCCUUCAUGUUUGACUUUAACAGACGGCACAGUCUGAAGAGGCUCCACAAGCCCCCUGUCAUCAUCAUUCUGGUCACUGCUGUCCAAGGACUCAUCUGCACCAUGUGGCUGAUCUUUGACAGCCCCAGGGUGGGGCAGUCUGUUUCAGAGCAGAGCAUGGUCACUGUGCUGCAGUGCAUGGAGGGCACUAACGUGGGCUUCGGCAUCAUGCUCAGCUACAUCGCUGUGCUGGCCUUUGUCUGUUUCCUGCUGGCCUUCAAAGGCAGGAAGGUGCCGCACCUUUUCAACGACACGGGCUACAUCAUAUUCAGCAUGCUCAUAUACCUGUUUGUGUGGGUGUGCUUCAUCCCCAUCUACAUCAAGCAGAACGAGCAGCGCUCCAUCGUUCAGGCCUCGGCCAUCCUGGCCUCCAACUACGGCAUCAUCUUCUGCCACUUCCUGCCCAAGUGCUACAUCGCAGUCUGCAGGAGGAAGAAAAAUCGCAUAGAGGACACUCACAACAGACUGCGAAUCUUUUCAAUUAUGUCAGUAGAUUCUGUGGUCGAAAGGUACACUGUUGAGCCUCCCGCCGUGUUUGAUGAGGAGACGAGCAGCUCUGUGUUCACAGAGGCCACUGCUCACAUCAGCAUGUCCCCCAAACCAAGGGCCAGGGAAAACCCCCAAUCAGAAGACACCCCUCCUACACUCAGUACACACCGCUGAGAGAAACUGGCUGCUCUCUCACCUAGUCCAGCUUACCAGCCACGUAUUAUACUUGCCUUAAUCACCCAAUCUUACAUAUUCCUAA
Molecule: messenger RNA, 2837 nt
Organism: Megalops cyprinoides (Indo-Pacific tarpon)
Lineage: Eukaryota; Metazoa; Chordata; Actinopteri; Elopiformes; Megalopidae
Product: G-protein coupled receptor family C group 6 member A-like
Exons: 6
Coding region: 2-2752 (916 amino acids)
Biological process (GO): G protein-coupled receptor signaling pathway
Cellular component (GO): membrane
Molecular function (GO): G protein-coupled receptor activity
Source: RefSeq, a predicted model, not a curated record